Fundulus heteroclitus (mummichog) is the source of this 575-nucleotide messenger RNA. RefSeq names its product acanthoscurrin-2-like. The transcript is spliced from 3 exons. The record is from RefSeq and is a predicted model, not a curated record. Lineage: Eukaryota; Metazoa; Chordata; Actinopteri; Cyprinodontiformes; Fundulidae. The coding region runs from base 57 to 356 and encodes 99 amino acids.
AUAAGAGCAGAACCCGUCCCCGUCCCCACAGACUCUGAUCACACGCUGCUGCAGACAUGAAUUUCAUCUCCAACGCGCUGGGAGGCACUGACGUCGCCAAGGUGGCCGGCGAGAAAGCAGGUGAACUGGUGGAGCAGACCGUGAAGAGCGUCAUGAGUGGAAAAGAUAAAGCAGAAGAGCAGAAGGCGGAGGGUGCAGGAGGUGCAGGAGGUGCAGAAGGCAAGAAGGAGGGAGGAGGAGAAGGCGGCUUUGGGUUGGACGAUGCCCUGUCCAUGGUCGGAGGCAAGAAGGAGGAAGGAGGAGCUGGAGGAGGAGGGCUGGAUUUGAAGGGCAUGGCUGGAGGAUUGUUCAAGUAGGAACCUGAAGACUUGGUCCUCCUGAGACGGCCUCACUGCAGAAUCAGCUCUUAAUAAUUUAUUUUAUUAAUGUUUAAAACAGCAGAGUUCAGAAAAGCUUUUAGCAUCUUAAUGCACUGAAACAUUAUUGGGUUAAUAAAUGUUACAUUGGGCAUAAACUGGUUUGUUGUCUUCUAAAGCUAAUCAAAGUGUCACAAAUUAAAUCUUUCCAAAUAUAAA